This is a messenger RNA of Quercus robur (English oak), 2310 nucleotides long. RefSeq lists its product as uncharacterized. Gene Ontology annotation, biological process: nucleosome assembly; chromosome condensation; negative regulation of DNA recombination. The record is from RefSeq and is a predicted model, not a curated record. NCBI's taxonomy places the organism in Eukaryota, Viridiplantae, Streptophyta, Magnoliopsida, Fagales, Fagaceae. The transcript has 4 exons. Gene Ontology annotation, cellular component: nucleosome; nucleolus; nucleus. The coding region runs from base 262 to 1986 and encodes 574 amino acids. Gene Ontology annotation, molecular function: double-stranded DNA binding; nucleosomal DNA binding.
AUUUCUCUCUCUCUCUCUCUCUCUUUCCUUUCCUUUCCCUUCCCAAUUCCCCAUUCACUCACUCACGAUACCACCUCAGCACCUAACCCAAUUUCUCUCUCGAAAAUCAAAAUCCCCUUUUUCUCUUUCUUUAAAGAACCAAAUAGAAAUUGCAAAUUACAAAAACAAAAACAAAAAAGAAAACAAAAAAUUAGAAAUCCCCCUUUCCUCUUUUCGCUCUCUCUCUCUCUCCUCUUCUUCCGAGUAAAUCUAUCUUCUCUCAUGGAGCCGAUACCUCAGGUUCCGUUUCCUCAUCCUCAUCCUCCGCCGCCGCCGCCUGCUACGGCCUACGUCACCGCUCCCAACAUGGUACCCGUGGCCCCCACACCCACAUCCGCGGUGGUCCCCACCAUGAUCACCACCGAAGCUGCUGCUGCUCUCAACCACAUAGCUCACCAUGUACCCGCACCCGCACCCGUACCCGUACCCGCACCCGCUCCCCCAAAUAUCUCCCAAACCCUCAAUCAUAAUCACACAGCCGCCGCCGCCGCUGCGCCCCACAAUCACAAUCACAAUCACCCUCCUUACGCUGAGAUGAUAUAUGCAGCCAUAACAGCUCUGAAGGAGAGAAAUGGGUCGAGUAGGCGAGCCAUAGCGAAAUACAUAGAGCGAGUCUACUCGGACCUCCCACCCACUCACUCGGCCUUGUUGACUCACAAUCUCAAGCGCUUGAAGAACACUGGUCAUCUCGUCAUGGUCAAGAAGUCUUACAAGCUCCCUAGAUCUGAUCCUGCAGCUGCUACUUCUACAUCUCUUCCUUCUAUUCCUGGGCCUCCCAAGGCCCAGGCCCAAGCCCAAGCCCAAUCCCGUCCCCGCGGCCGCCCUCCCAAGCCCAAGCUCGAUUCCAAUAACACCACCGCUCCCAUCUCUCAUUCUCAGCAGCCCAUUCCUCAGCAGCAGCAGCAGCAGCAGCAGCAGCCCAAUGCGCAGCCCGUUUUGGUUGCUCUUGGGCUCGUCGACGAGCCCAACGUCAAGAGACGUCCCGGCCGUCCCCGGAAGUCUGGGCCGGAGGGGCAGCCUGGGCCUGGGCCCAAUGUCAAGAAGGGAAGAGGCCGUCCACCUGUGCCUCUUGGGAUGAAGAACAUGGCAAGGUUAGGUAAGAAGACUCCAGGUCGUCCUCCUAAGCCCAAGUCAGUGACGGGCGUAUUGGGCCCUAAUGGGCUUAAGAGAGGCCGUGGGCGCCCACCUAAGGCCCAGCUCAAGACUAUGGUUAUUCCUUUUGCUAAUAAUGUAGCAGCAGCAGCAGUACCAACACCAGUGGCAGUUGCUGCACCACCACCCAAUGCUGCACCAAAUGUAGGAGGAGGAGGAGCAGGAGCAGGAGCAGGAGCAGCAGCCGCAGCAGCAGCGGCAGCGGCAGCAGCAGCAAGUGGAAGGCCAAGGGGCAGGCCGAAGAAGGACGCCGCGGCACCCGGGACUGUGCAUAUGCCUGCUUAUGGUUUUGGAUUUGGGCUUGGUAGUGGUGCUGCAGUUCUGCAGCAGCCCAUUAAGCGGCGCGGCCGACCUGCCAAAGUGGGCGUUCCCAUUGCCGGUAGGCCACAGAAGCUCAAGCCCAAGCCUAAGAACCGCUCCGGAAGGCCCGUUGGUCGGCCUAAGAAGAAUGCAGCAUUGGCCAUGUAUACAGCAUCUGAUACACAGCGGGUCGCGGCCUAUGAAGAUAUUAAGAGGAAACUGGAAUAUGUUCAAUCUAAGGUGAAGGAAGCUGUUGGUGUGCUAAAGCCUCAGAUAACCAACGAAAGCGCAAUCAGUGCAGUGGCGGCAAUUCAAGAGUUAGAAGGGCUUGCAACAAUGGACGUUAGUGGACCGCUACUAAUUGAGUCUCAACAGCCACCACAACUGCCACAACAGCUACCACAGCCGCAGCAGGCACUUAUGCCGCAACAGCUGCCACAGCCACUUCUGCCACAACAGCUGCCACAGGCACAAUUGCCAUUCCUCCAUAAUUAGUAAGAAUCGUGCUUAGUUAAUCAUGACCCUGUUUGCAAGGAAAUCAAGAUUGAACCUCUUAGUGAGGAUUGAUCAAUAUGUUGCUCUGAAGUGUGUUAACAUGGCACAAGAGGGAAAUGAUUUGUAAAGGGAAAUAGGAUGUAGCAAAACUAAUUUGUCAUUGAUGUUGGAGAUGGACCAUGUCCGUCAAGUUUGCUGUUUAUUUAACUUCAGAAUGACUGUGAAUUGUUCUUUUUUAUUUUUUUAGGUGGUACUGGUAAGUAACCAUGAAUCAUAUUCUCUUUGACUGAUGACUUUAAAUUCAAUUUGAUCACAAUUGAACAA